AUGCCCAGAAUGCACCUGAACACACCUCCCUGUAAGAUCAGCACACCCAUGGGUCACAGAUGGCAGCUUCUCUGUUAUCUCUGCUCUGUGGAUGAACAUAAAGGCCACAACACAGUCUCAGCUGCAGCAGAAAGGACUGAGAGGCAGAAAAAGCUCGAGGGGAGUCGACUAAACAUCCAGCAGAGAAUCCAGGACAGAGAGAAAGAUGUGAAGCUGCUUCAACAGCAGGCGGAGACUAUCAAUCUCUCUGCUGAUAAAGCAGUGGAAGACAGCGAGAAGAUCUUCACUGAGCUGAUCCGUCUCCUGGAGAAAAGAAGCUCUGAUGUGAAGCAGCAGGUCAGAUCCCAGCAGAAAAGUGAAGUGAGUCGAGUCAAAGAGCUUCAGGAGGAGCUGGAGCAGGAGAUCACUGAGCUGAAGAGGAAAGACGCUGAGCUGAAGAAGCUCUCACACACAGAGGAUCACAACCAGUUUCUACACAACUAUCCCUCACUGUCACCACUCAGCCAAUCAGCAUCCAGCAUCCAUAUCCAUCCUCUGAGCUGCUUUGAGGACGUGACAGCGGCCGUGUCAGAAGUCAGAGAUAAACUACAGGACGUUCUGAGAGAGAAGUGGACAAACGUCUCACUGACAGGGACUGAAGUGGAUGUUUUACUGCCACAACCAGAGCCCAAGACCAGAGCUGGAUUCUUAAAAUAUUCACAUGAAAUCACUCUGGAUCCAAACACAGCACACACAAAGCUGUUAUUAUCUGAGGGGAACAGGAAAGCAACAGUAAUGAGCCAAACACAGUCUUAUUCUAGUCACCCAGACAGAUUCACUGGCUGGGAGCAGGUCCUGAGUAGAGAGAGUCUGACUGGACGUUGUUACUGGGAGGUGAAGAGGAAUAGAGAAGUUUCUGUAGCAGUCGCAUACAAGAAUAUCAGCAGAGGAGGGGGGUCAGAUGAAUGUGAAUUUGGAUACAAUGACAAAUCUUGGGCGUUAUAUUGUACCAACAACAUUUAUACAUUUUGGUCCAACAAUAACCAAACUCCCGUCUCAGGUCCUGAGUCCUCCAGAGUAGGAGUGUACCUGGAUCUCAGUGCAGGUAUUCUGUCCUUCUACAGCGUCUCUGAAACCAUGACUCUCCUCCACAGAGUCCAGACCACAUUCACUCAGCCGCUCUAUGCUGGACUAGGGUUUUAUGGAGAUCUUUGUGGCCUUUUCUCAACUAAUGGAGACUCUGCUGAGUUGUGUAAACUGAAAUAGACAGAAGUCAUUUAAGGGUUAAACUCUGUGUUUUAACUCUUCGACUUAUUUAGUCUCCAUGUUUGUUGCUGAGAGCUGAUUGUUGUGACAUUCUAUUUUGUCAAAGUUUUUUUACACGUUUGUGUUGCUUUUUCUUAUUUUUUUUGCUUCUAUCAACAUUUUGUUUGUCACUUUUUCCGACAUUUAUUUGCUUUUAUCAGCGUUUUUGUAAAUUUGUUUGACUUUUUUUUUGCUUGUAUUGACAUUUUAGAAGUGAUUAGCUGUUUUUUGUUUGUUGAGAAAAACAUUCAGGGAGCCCCAGAAUCUCUCAAUGUGCUCACUUGAGAUCUGUUAUUUUACCUUUGAUUGUUGAAACAGGGACGAUAUGUUAAAAAAGAUCUUUACCGAGAUGAUCUGUAGAUAUGAGUUGUUGUUUGUUAUUCAUAUAUUUCUCCACGUUUUGUAUCUGCGGGACAGGAAGAUGUCUGUUAAAAAGCGGUGUCUUGUAAUCCCAUGUGGGACGGGCCAAAUGUUGGGCGUGACACAGAAAUCAAAUCAAACUAAAAGUGUAUUUAGUUUCUCUUUCACUGCAUGGCUCUGAAGAGAGAAAGCACCAGACCUCCUUUAUCCUACACACUUUGUUCUCUUUGUGGACAUUUGUAAAGAAAUCUAGAUUUACAUUUAUUUGUUUGGCCGACCAAAUGUCAUAAUCAUAAUCAAUAAGUCAUUCUUCUCUUUUACAUAGCUGAGAUUCUGGUUCUGUGUGGAUGAAGUGAAUCUGUUCAUGAAAUCAUUGAACAAGAGUCUUUGAACAGACUUUACUGAUGGGAUGUGUGAACAAACUGAAGCUUUACAUGAUGAAUAAACUAACAUGAACAAAG
This is a messenger RNA of Perca fluviatilis (European perch), 2105 nucleotides long. RefSeq names its product tripartite motif-containing protein 16-like. The transcript is spliced from 2 exons. Gene Ontology annotation, molecular function: protein binding. NCBI's taxonomy places the organism in Eukaryota, Metazoa, Chordata, Actinopteri, Perciformes, Percidae. The record is from RefSeq and is a predicted model, not a curated record. Bases 1 to 1245 code for a protein of 414 amino acids.